This is a messenger RNA of Paramacrobiotus metropolitanus, 900 nucleotides long. Its product is annotated as BTB/POZ domain-containing protein 2-like. The record is from RefSeq and is a predicted model, not a curated record. Gene Ontology annotation, molecular function: protein binding. The transcript has 6 exons. Lineage: Eukaryota; Metazoa; Tardigrada; Eutardigrada; Parachela; Macrobiotidae. Bases 1 to 900 code for a protein of 299 amino acids.
AUGUCUGAGAAUUCUGUUACGCCGUCUCGCGGUUCAGGGGGUCGCGCGGGGAUCUCAAAGAUCAGUGACGGUUUGCAGCGCAUGUUAGCUAGCGGCGAAAGAAGCGAUAUCCAGUUCACGGUGGGACGGCUGUAUGGUGCCGAGAAGAUUUUUCCCGCUCACGGACUCAUCAUGGGUGUUCGUAGUUCUGUGCUUCAUGCUGCGUUGGAUAAAAUGUUCUCUGGAACUGUCGGAGGAAGCUACACAGCUCAUAUCGACUUGCCUGAUGUUCAUCCCGAGGCCUUCGCGAACAUGCUCAGCUACAUCUACACUGAUGAUGUGAAGAAUCUCUCCUUGGAUAACGCUUUCCACACUCUACGCUGCGCAGACAAGUAUGGCUUGCCGUUACUGGGAGCCAUCUGCACCAACUUCAUUCUGAAUCAGAUCAGAACCGACAGUUGUCUCGAUAUGUUGGAUACGGCAGUUCGAUACGCCAAUGCUGCACCCUGCGUCCUGGAGAAGUGUCUGAGUCUGAUUGACAAAUCAACAAAAACUGUCUGGGAAUCAGAUCAGUUCUGUGAGAUUGGAGAAGAGGCGCUCCGCAUCAUUCUCCAACGGGAUACGCUGACCGCCAGCGAAGACACAAUUUAUUCCGCAGUUGAUAAGUGGGCUGCACAAAUGUGCAUACGGAGGAACAUGGACGCUUCCUCCGCCAAUCGGCGCAAAAUAUUGGGCCAGACUUUCUUUCUCCUCCGUUUUCCGCUCUUGACUGAUGCUCAUCUGAUGGAUGGACCGGUGAAGAAUGGUCUGCUGCUGCAGUCGGAAGGAUGGGACAUCUACCGCUUUAAGCACGCUACCGUCAAACCGGAGCUGCCGUUCCCUACGGAACCCCGACAAAGUACCCGCGUAACAACGCUUUAA